Mytilinidion resinicola is the source of this 711-nucleotide messenger RNA. RefSeq lists its product as uncharacterized. Bases 1 to 711 code for a protein of 236 amino acids. The record is from RefSeq and is a predicted model, not a curated record. Lineage: Eukaryota; Fungi; Ascomycota; Dothideomycetes; Mytilinidiales; Mytilinidiaceae. The transcript has 2 exons.
AUGACCACCGAACCCCCCACCACCCACACCCCCGGCAUCUUCUACGUCGCCUCGCGCAUCUCCAACCCCAACCUCCCCGUCCCGCUCUUCACGACCUGGUACAACCUCAUCCACAUCCCCGACAUCCUCAAAACCUCCGGCAUCCGCUCCGCCACGCGCUACACCUCGCUCUCCCCCGCCACAGCACCGAAGCCAUACCUCGCGCUCUACCCCUGCGAGCUCGAGUUCCUGUCAUCAAAGGAGUUCCUCACGGACAUCCCCUUCGCGAGCGAGCUGCUGAAAGUGCCGGAUGAGAAUGGGGUAGAGGGGGACGGGAGCAGUUUCAAGGUCGCGGACUUCGAUACGAGGGGGUUUGAGACGUUGGGGGAGUGGAGUAAGGAGGAGCGAAAACCUGGACCCUCCCCCUUCCUCGCCACCGUCCUCUUCAACAGCUCCGCCACCUCCACCGAGCGCCUGGCCAUCGAGUGCGCGCUGCACGGCCUCGUGCCGUCCCGCACGCGGCUGUAUAAGCUGAAUUUCGUGUGGGGCCGGGAGGAGAAAGCCAAGUCUGAGGAAGAGGAGAAGAAGCCCGCGGGGUAUUUGGCCCUGCACGAGUUCAGCGAGGAGGAGUUUUCGCGGGACGCGUUUAGGACGGCGCAGGGGGCGAUGAAUGGGGAGGAGGUGGAGGUGCAGGGGUAUGAGUUGAGCUUUGCGGCGGGGGAGGUGGAGUAG